AAUUUUUACCCUCUUUUACUCUCUCAUUUUACCAAACCUCCUUUCACCGAAACCCUUGGAAACCUUAAAAAAUGGAGCCCUUCACCGGCGACCGUGGAGUUCCGGACCCCGAGGAGGCCUUCCCAGACCACGUCACUCCAUUUCCCGAUACGAUGGACCUGAUCUAUGAUCACCAGACGGCAGCAGUUCACUCGCCCGAGUUGGUAGCGCACCUCCAAAACCUGCCGCCGCAGAAGCUCCGCCCGAUUAGGUGCUUCAACUUCCGGUCUCCGGAGAAACUGGAGGAAACCCAAGGGAGGUUCUCUCCGGAGGAGCCGGAGGAGGAGGUGGCGCUUGGUUCUGUCAACGGUCCCGUUGCCGAAGUGCCGGGGGAGUGCUUUGUGCAUCCGAUGAAGGUAGAAGUCGGUGAGGCCUUCGAAAUCGGGAAAGGUAGUUUGACGUCGGAUGAUCCGGAAAGGUUCGGGUCGGUUACUGGUUGGGGUGAGUGGGGUCCGAACUGUGUGGACGAGGACGUAGAGUCUGGAACCUCAAGCUCUUCUUCAGAUGACGAUUCCACAGCAAACAUCAAAGAACCAAUGAACCGUAAGAGAAAGGGAAAAUCAAGUGGAAAACUUGAGCAUUUUUUGGAAAGUUUGGUGAAUAAAGUGAUGGAGAAGCAAGAGCAGAUGCAUAAACAGUUGAUAGAGAUAAUAGAGAAGAGGGAGAAGGAGAGAAUAAUCAGAGAAGAAGCUUGGAAGCAGCAGGAGAUGGAAAGGAUGAAAAGGGAGGAGGAAAUGAGAGCCCUACAGACGUCUCGCAGCCUAGCCCUGAUUUCCUUUAUUCAGAAUCUGUCAGGCCAGGAAUUCCCACUUCCACAGCCAGUAAACACCCAAUGCAAGGAAGAAGACGGUUCUGAAAUUGGUAUGGAACCCGACAUCAAAUGUGACCCAAAUGGUAAAAGAUGGCCAGAAGCUGAAGUACAAGCGCUGAUAACUCUUCGAGCUGCUUUGGAGCAUAAGUCUUGCCUUACUGGCUCUAAACGAUCUAUGUGGGAGGAGAUCUCUGUGGGAAUGUGGGGUAUGGGCUAUAACCGGACUGCAAAGAAAUGUAAGGAAAAAUGGGAAAACAUCAACAAGUACUUCCGAAGGUCAAUGGAAAGUGGGAAGAAGCAUUCUGCUAAUGGUAAGACAUGCCAUUAUUUUCAUGAAUUGAACAUGCUGUAUGGUAAUGGACUAAUGGAUCCCGGAUUGCUUGUUAAAAUCACAGACAGUGAGACUGAGGCUAAGAGUGAAAAUGAGUGAACAUUUGUAGUGCUCGACAUUUAUAUGAUUAUCCCUAAUCCUUUAUAAUCUUUUGGCCAAUUGUUAUAAUGGAUCGAGCUUUAAUUGUAUCAGCUUUGAACGUAUAUAUAUAAAAUAUACCCAAAAGAUUAUUUGGCUGGCUAA
This is a messenger RNA of Carya illinoinensis, 1424 nucleotides long. RefSeq names its product trihelix transcription factor GTL1. The transcript has 2 exons. Lineage: Eukaryota; Viridiplantae; Streptophyta; Magnoliopsida; Fagales; Juglandaceae. The record is from RefSeq and is a predicted model, not a curated record. The coding region runs from base 72 to 1280 and encodes 402 amino acids.